CAAAAAUAGUUACUAUUUAUUAUUUGUUGUAAAACAUAGAAGAAAGCUUAAAGAAUGGAAGCCAAAUUAAGAUAUUGCCAAGCUUGCUUAUGUAGUGAGCGCAAUCUGUAUCCCGUAGCUAAAAUGUAUACGAUUUUUCAAGAAAUUUCUUUAGGAGAGAUGAAAUCUUCACAAGGCGGUAUUUGCUGGGAAUGCAGAAAGAUACUUGUAAAGUUUACAAGAUUCAAAGCUCAAGUUCAAACUGCACAGAAAGCACUGACUAUGAUUGAUACUGAGAGUAUAGAUCUAAAAUGCCUUAGCAAUCUCUCAUAUGUGACAAUAACAAGUUUGCAAGAAUAUACAUAUUCCCAAGAUCCGUUAUACAAUGAAAAGAAGGAAAUGGAAGUAAAAGUGGAAACAGAAGAUGUGAAGUACAGUGACGAUGAUUGUGAAGAUAAUGUUUUUAUAGAUGCGAAGCCUGUUGAAAAUGUACAAGGAAUAUAUGCAGAAAUAUUAGACACAAAGGCGAAAGACUCAGUAUUAAAUGUAAAAGUAAGAAAAACAGUGAAAAGAAAGAAAAAAAGUAUGAAACUAGACAAAGGAGUUGAUAUUGAAGAAGAUGUUAUGAAGAAGUUUACAGCUGUAGUAUUGACUGAGGAAGACAUGGUCAAAUAUAGGUAA
Hyposmocoma kahamanoa is the source of this 660-nucleotide messenger RNA. RefSeq lists its product as uncharacterized. NCBI's taxonomy places the organism in Eukaryota, Metazoa, Arthropoda, Insecta, Lepidoptera, Cosmopterigidae. The record is from RefSeq and is a predicted model, not a curated record. The coding region runs from base 55 to 660 and encodes 201 amino acids. The transcript has 4 exons.